This is a messenger RNA of Echinops telfairi (small Madagascar hedgehog), 733 nucleotides long. It is a transcript of the gene PPIH, whose product is annotated as peptidylprolyl isomerase H. Gene Ontology annotation, cellular component: intracellular membrane-bounded organelle. Bases 11 to 544 code for a protein of 177 amino acids. NCBI's taxonomy places the organism in Eukaryota, Metazoa, Chordata, Mammalia, Afrosoricida, Tenrecidae. The transcript has 10 exons. Gene Ontology annotation, molecular function: peptidyl-prolyl cis-trans isomerase activity. The record is from RefSeq and is a predicted model, not a curated record. Gene Ontology annotation, biological process: protein folding; protein peptidyl-prolyl isomerization.
GGUCGGAGCCAUGGCGCUGGCAAAUUCAAGCCCCGUCAACCCUGUGGUGUUCUUCGAUGUCAGCAUAGGCGGCCAGGAAGUUGGCCGCAUGAAGAUCGAGCUCUUUGCAGACGUCGUGCCGAAAACGGCGGAGAACUUUAGGCAAUUCUGCACCGGAGAAUUCAGAAAAGAUGGGGUUCCAAUAGGAUACAAAGGAAGCACCUUCCACAGGGUCAUAAAGGAUUUCAUGAUCCAGGGUGGAGACUUUGUAAAUGGAGAUGGUACUGGAGUUGCCAGUAUUUACCGAGGACCGUUUGCAGAUGAAAAUUUUAAACUCAGACACUCAGCCCCAGGCCUGCUGUCCAUGGCAAACAGUGGUCCCAGUACAAAUGGCUGCCAGUUCUUCAUCACUUGUUCUAAGUGCGAUUGGCUGGAUGGGAAGCACGUGGUGUUUGGAAAAAUCAUCGAUGGACUUCUGGUGAUGAGAAAAAUCGAGAAUGUUCCCACGGGCCCCAACAAUAAGCCCAAGCUGCCGGUGGUGAUCUCACAGUGUGGGGAGAUGUAAACUGAAUUAGGCCUUUCUCCUGGGGGAGGUGCUUGGUAAAACCAUCUGGAUUGGCCCCUGGACUUGCCUCCCUGCCUGCUGCUGCUGCUGCAUUUGAACAAGAGACUUGGGAAGUAUCAGAAAUCCAGGAUACCGAUUUUCAGUUUUUCAGUGUUUGACUGUAAAUAAACUUUUGGUUUGUUUUUUUAA